AUGACAACCAAUUGUUCUGAAAGCUUCAAUGGUGUACUUAAGGGGGCUCGGGCAAUGCCCAUACAGGCGUUGGUUGCGAGGACAUUUUAUAGGCUCAAUUACUAUUUUGUCAAGCGGCGAGAGGAUGGAGCAAUGUGGGCCUCGUUCUUGACACCAAAAAAUGAGGCGAUUUUAGGAGCUCGAGUUAAGCAGGCGAGAGGCACGAAGAUUGUUAGAUUUGCUGUAGAUGAAUGGGAGGUUACAGACAAACAUGGUCACAAUUACACCGUCAAUUUGGGAGAUAUUUCAGUUAUGGAGGCGGGUCCAUUGACACGUGAUGUUCUUUAUGACCAAGAGCGCCACCGAUCCGCGAAGAUAGACGCUAGGGAGGCCCCGAGUAUUACUAUUGUCGAUCAUACCCGUGCACAUUCUAGCUGGGAGUUGACGGAUCCACAGAUACAAUAUUAUGUGCGUCAAGCCGGCUUUUUUGAGUGUUCACAAAUUAAAUGGGUAAGACUUGAUUGGGCACUUUUGACGGCAUUGGUUGAACGAUGGAGGCCCGAGACAAAUACUUUCCAUCUGCGCCAAGGAGAGGCGACGAUUACCUUACAGGAUGUUGGGGUUAUACUUGGCCUCAGAGUAGAUGGUGAUGCAGUGACGGGCACCGAUGACUUCAAUUAUGCGACCAAGUGUGAAGAAUUGUUGGGUCACACUCCUACAAUGAAGGGGGGAAAGAUCAAACUCGAAUGGUUAAGGAAUAACUUUAUGAAUGUACCGAUCGAUGCGACUGAUGAGAUCAUUAAGCGCUAUGCCCGUGCAUAUAUUUUACAUAUGAUCGGUACUAUUCUGUUUCCGGAUUCCACUAAGGAUUCCGUGCACGUGAGAUGGUUACCGCUUCUUGGGGACCUAGAAGAGUGUGGAGAGUUAUCUUGGGGGAGUGCAGUGUUAGCCUACUUGUAUAGAGAGAUGACGAAAAUAGCACUCGUACAAAAUAAAGAAUUGAAGGGCUGCCUCACUUUGCUGCAGAUAUGGUCAUGGGAGCGAUUGCAUAUGGGAACACCUGAUUUGAGGGAGGCCCGCGCUCUCGAUGGGCAUAUUCCGUUAGGCUGCAGAUGGAAUGUGUCCAGAUCUUGGCAAACCUCUCCAAAGGGGCAUGAAAACUUUUACAGAAAUGAGCUUGAUCAGAUGGAGGAUGAACAGGUCAAAUGGAUGCCCUACGAGCUAGUGUUGGAGUCACUACCGGAUAUUUGCCGAGAAGGUGAGGAUGUAUGGCGUGCUCGCGUCCCCCUUAUAUGCUUUGAGAUUGUCGAAAUGCACGUGCCUGAUCGUGUGCUUCGACAAUUUGGACUACGGCAACAUAUUCCAGGACCUGUGGAGAGAAUAGAGAGAGAUCCAAGAAAAGGUGCACAUCGUGCUAAUUGGCAAAUAAUUCGCCAAAAUUACAUCCAUAGGUGGGUUUUAAGGGAGGAACAUGUAGUGAUGGAGAGGGCUGAUGCACCUUCGCCAAAAUUACAUCCAUAG
Asparagus officinalis (garden asparagus) is the source of this 1500-nucleotide messenger RNA. Its product is annotated as serine/threonine-protein phosphatase 7 long form homolog. The transcript has 5 exons. The record is from RefSeq and is a predicted model, not a curated record. Lineage: Eukaryota; Viridiplantae; Streptophyta; Magnoliopsida; Asparagales; Asparagaceae. Gene Ontology annotation, biological process: meristem maintenance; meristem development. The coding region runs from base 1 to 1500 and encodes 499 amino acids.